CUUUCUCUAUUCUCUCUGUCACUCUCUCUCUUCCGCUCUCUCUCUUUGUAAUAGUCUACAUUCACCUCUGCUACCUGUGGUCUCACUAUGAGUGGUAAUCUGUGGACGGAGGAGCAGUUCAACUGUCCUGUGUGCCUGGACCUCCCCAAUGAGCCAGUCACCAUCCCGUGUGGCCACAGCUACUGCAUGGGCUGCAUCAAGGACUACUGGAGCAAGGACAACCCUCGCUCCCCUGGAGUCUACAGCUGCCCCCAGUGCCGCCAGACAUUCUGUCCCAAGCCCUCCUUGUCCAGGAACACCAUGCUGGCAGAGGCCGUGGAGCAGCUCCGCAAGGGGGCCCUCACCACCUCCGCCAGGGAGUCCAUCCGGAGCGCCCACCGUGCCAACACCAAGGGUAGAGCCAAGGGAGGUUCCCGUGGUGGUGGUGUCAGCAGGCUGCCAGCCAUGGCCGUGCCCUGUGACAUGUGCCACGGCGCUGGAGACCAGCAGGCUGCAGUGAAGUCUUGCCUGGUGUGUAUGGCGUCCUACUGCGAGGCCCACCUGAAACCGCAUCAGACGAAAGCGGAGUUGAAAAAGCACGAGCUGAUUGCGCCCACGGGCAAGCUGGCGCAGAAGAUCUGUACCGAGCACAAGUACCUGCAGGAGUUCUACUGUCGUCAGUGCCAGACGUUUGUGUGCUGGCUGUGCACCAGUAACCAGCACAAGGACCAUGAGACCACCUCCACCAAGGCAGAGCGCACGGAGAGACAGAAAGAGCUGGCUGAGAUACAGACAGAGAAUCAUCAGAGACUGAAAGAAAGAGAAGGAGAGCUGAAAGACAUGAAGAAGAUGCUGGAGGCAACAAAGCGCUCAGCAGACAGGGUACAUGAUGACACAGAGACGGUGCUGUCGGAGCUCCAGCGCUCAGUGGAGAGGCUCCAGGAGCUGGUGGAGGGUGUGAUGAAUCAGGCUGGGCAGGAGAAAGUAAGCGAGGCCCAGGACGUGGUGGACAAGCUGGAGGCCGAGAUCUCGGAGCUGAAGAGGAGAGACAAGGACAUGAAGGAGGUGUUCCGCUGUGAGGACAACAUCCACUUCCUGGAGACCUGUGAGUCUCUGUGCAGCCCGUUUGAGUGUAAUGAUCUGUGGUGUGUGGUGGCCAAUCCAGAGGCUACGUUUGAGCCUGUACGUGAAGCCAUCCUGAACCUACGGGAGAGAGUGGAGGACAUGUGCAACGUGGAACUGGGCAAGAUCACCAAGACAGUGAAUGACACAACACUGUUCACCUUAGGAGACAAAGCAAAAACAAAUGGCGGCCAGAAGACGGGAGGGUUCAGGAGUUUGUUUUCUGGUCUGGGAUCCAAAGCAACAAUAAACAACAACCGUCCUGCAGCUCCCACACCGACUGUCUCCGUGGCGGUUCGAGGUCCUAACUCACGUGGUGUAGGCCUGCGCUCUCAGGAUGUUAGGAGCAGAGAUGAACCACGAGCUGACAGAGACAGGCCGAGGCAAACCGAACCGUAUGUGGACGCCUCUAGUCCUAUCAAGCCAUGCUCACCCAGUAAUACCUCUCGUCUCUCCACAGCCAGAGAGGCAGCCCCCAGACCAAGCACCAGAUCUAGUCCCACUCAGAGUCGGAGAAAGCCAGCCAGAAAUAGCCAUACCCAAAGUCGAAGAGAGACGCGCAGACGCAGUCCCAGUCCCACUCCAAGUCGUAGAGAGCCAGCCAGUCCCAGUCCCACUCCAAGUCGUAGAGAGUCAGCCAGACCCAGCCCUACGCCCAGCCGGAGAGAGACACCCAGACCAGAACCCACCACCACCCCUACACCCAGUGCUGUUACCCAAGCCACCCCUACCCCCGGUGCUGUUACCCAAGCCACCCCAGCCUCAGGAGCUUUCAGCCGGAUGGGAUCAAUAGCAAGUCUCUUCCGCUCCCAUCGACGUGCCACUCCGGCACCUGGGCCAGUCAGCAACAACACUGGUGGCGUUAACCCAUGGGGGAUGGGUGCACUGACUGAAUCCCAACCGGAAGUAAAUACUAGCCUUUUCCUGGAUCCGCCGACCCCUGACCCCAUCAUGAAUCAGAUGCCAGCUUUCCCUGCAUUGAGGGAGAUAGACAUCUCCAGCAUCCAGGCCCCAGAGCCCAGGAGCAGAGAGGAGUUCCUGCAGUAUGCCUGUACCCUGACCCUAGACACGAGGACAGCCCACCGGCGUCUGACCCUGUCGGAGAGCAACACCAAGGCCACCCUACAGGGGGCAGGGCAGCCCUACCCAGACUGCCCCCAACGCUCGACGGCUGGACCCAGGUGCUGUGCCAGGCCCCCUUUCCGCCCAGCGAUGUUACUGGGAGGUGGAUUGGCGGGGAAGGGGUCAUCAAUGGGCGUGGCUUAUGGAGCCCUGAGCAGGAAGGGGGCGGACGCCAGGGCGGGGCUUGGCUACAACGCCCAAUCAUGGAGCCUGGAGCUGUCGGAUACGUGUUGCACGGCAAUGCAUGACAAUGAGAAGAGGGACAUCCCGGUGACAUACUCACCGCGUCUGGGGUUGUUCCUGGACCUCAACGCGGGCACCCUGGCGUUCUAUAGCGUGGCAGAGAGCAUGGCGCACCUGCACACGUUCCGUGCCAACUUUACACAGCCACUGUAUGCGGCCUUCGGGGUGGGAAGUGGGGUUGGUGUUGGACUGGACUUCGCUCUGGGUCAGUUCAGCCAGUCAUCCGACAGCAUCAAGAUCUGCCCCAUGUGA
Oncorhynchus gorbuscha (pink salmon) is the source of this 2718-nucleotide messenger RNA. RefSeq lists its product as uncharacterized. The coding region runs from base 88 to 2718 and encodes 876 amino acids. The transcript has 14 exons. The record is from RefSeq and is a predicted model, not a curated record. Lineage: Eukaryota; Metazoa; Chordata; Actinopteri; Salmoniformes; Salmonidae. Gene Ontology annotation, molecular function: zinc ion binding; protein binding.